UCUAUUUUGAGAAGAGAGUAUUUGUCUUUUGUCCCACUGCUGCACGUGACCCUCUUUUGUUUCAACCCUCUCUCUCUCUCCAAGUCCAACAACAUAGAAUAGAAUAGAACCUAGGAGUAGUUGUAAUGGUAACACAACACUCACUGUAACCCCACUCCUUCCAAAUCCAGAUCCCACAUCGGUUAAAACAGAUCCCUUCCAUCCAUGAUUCUAUCUUCUUCUCGUCCAUGUCUUCCUCCAUCGUCAUCAUUUUCCUCUUCCUCUCCCUCUUCAGACCCUGCAACACUCAAACAUGCUCUUCCAAUAACACAAACCCGUGUCCUCCGUUCUCCUCUCACCCUCCUUUCCCUUUCUCCUCCACACCAGGCUGUGGCCACCCCUCCUUCCACAUAACCUGUUCCAGCCCCCAUUCUUUCAUCUCCAUCAACAACCUCUCCUUCUCCAUACUCUCCUACAACUCCAACACCUCCUCCAUAACCCUCUCCCCUCGCCCUAACCCAACGCCCCACCCCAACUGUCCCUCCUUCUCCUUCAUUCCUACCCGCCCCAUCAACCUCUCCGCCACCCCCUUUCGUGUCUCAGCCGCCACGUGCUCCCGCCUCUCCUUCCUCCGCCCCUGCUCGCCGCCUUCCCUCCCCAACUGCUCCCACUGCCCCUCCCAGUGCCACCUCAUCAAAUCUCCCUCCCACCUUCUCCCUGACUGCAGAUCCACCCACCACUCCCCUCAGUACUCAGACUCCCCCUGCCUCACCGACAUCCUCGGCUUCCUCCAACAGUUCCUCAAGAACGGAAUCCAACUCGACUGGGACCAGAGCCGUGACCCCUACUUCACUAAUUGCACCAUCUGCCGCGCCAACAACAGCACCUGCGGCUUCAACUCCUCCUCCCAGAACAAACCGUUCCUCUGCUUCGGCUACCGCUCCCAAUCCACCCUCGCCCCACCAUGGAUUCGCAAAUUCAAACCGAACAAAAUGGCCCUUUUCAGCACCGUCAUCGCCAUCACCUCCCUGCUUCUCCUCAUCUCAGUAGCCACCGCCAUCCUCCGCUCUGCCAGAUCAAAGGCCUCCUCCGCCGCCACGCAGCAAGACCCCACCACGCUCUUCCUCCGCCUCCACCGCUCUGCCAGUCUACUGCCCCCGGUCUUCUCCUACGACGACCUCGCUGCUGCUACCCACAACUUCGACCCCAAGCGGAAAAUCGGCGACGGCGGGUUUGGGUCCGUCUACCUCGCGCAGCUCCGCGACGGCCGCCUCGCGGCGGUGAAGUACCUCCACCGCCACCACUCCUCCGCUGCGUUCUCUACCAAGUCCUUCUGUAACGAGAUCCUCAUCCUCUCCUCGAUCCACCACGCGAACCUGGUGAAGCUCCACGGUUACUGCAGCGACCCGAGGGGGCUUCUCCUGGUCUACGAUUACAUCCCCAACGGAACCCUGGCGGAGCAUUUGCACCACCGCAAAGGAUCUCUGACGUGGCAGGUGAGGCUCGACAUCGCGCUACAAACGGCGUUAGCGAUGGAGUAUCUUCAUUUCUCGGUGGUUCCACCGGUCGUCCACAGAGACAUCACGUCGUCGAAUAUUUUCGUGGAGAGGGAUAUGAGGAUCAAGGUGGGAGAUUUCGGGUUGUCGCGGCUUUUGGUGGUGCAGGACACGACGUCGUCUUCGAACGGGUUUGUUUGGACCGGGCCGCAAGGAACACCGGGCUAUCUUGAUCCAGAUUACCACCGCUCGUUCCGGUUGACCGAGAAAAGCGACGUGUACAGUUUCGGAGUUGUGUUGUUAGAGCUUAUAUCGGGAAUGAAAGCGGUGGACCAGAGCAGAGACAAGCGCGAAAUGGCGCUUGCGGAUUUGGUUGUUUCCAGGAUCCAGAUGGGGCAACUUCACCAGGUUCUGGAUCCGGUUUUUAAACGCGGCGACAGCGACGGCGUCUCCGCCGUCGCGGAACUUGCAUUCCGCUGCGUGGCGGCGGAUAAGGACGACCGGCCGGAUUCAAGGGAGGUGGUGGAGGAGCUGCGGCGGGUGCGGAGUCGGACGGUGGCGGCGAAGGAGUGAAGUAAAGAAUGGUUCUUUAUUAUGGGGCCUUGUGGUGAUGUGGAGUUUGACUGCGAAGUUGCACUUGUGUCGGACGACAACGUUGACUUGACCCCACCGAAACCAUGAUGAGUUGUUUUUUUGUGAAAGUUAAUAUGUUAUUAUGAUGAGGUUAAUAGUUGGAAUUGAACGCACGAGGGUUUUUAUUUUUAUUCUAUUCUGCGUGUGGUUACGUAACGUCAAGCGGUGGAAAAUGUCAGUGAUCCCGUACCGGUACGGCCGUGGGAACUUACCCAAAUUCAGCUAAAUAGUCAACAGUGUCUAUGUAACGUCUACCACUCUCUUAUUUUGUACUACCUCACACCGUAAAUAUACCAUAUCUUCUAUAACUUUUUGGCAAACUAAAUUUUUCAA
Molecule: messenger RNA, 2441 nt
Organism: Vigna unguiculata (cowpea)
Lineage: Eukaryota; Viridiplantae; Streptophyta; Magnoliopsida; Fabales; Fabaceae
Product: Protein kinase superfamily protein
Biological process (GO): protein phosphorylation
Molecular function (GO): protein kinase activity; ATP binding
Source: RefSeq, a predicted model, not a curated record